GGGAAUAACGAAUCGGAGAUUCCUUAUAACUUUGACCCACUGCCUGAAGAAUCGUGCUCAGGACGAAAAUCGACAGUGACACACCAAUGGAUCAAAGAUCUGAUAUCGUCAGUGAAACCAGAAAAUCCAGAGAAAAUUCCCGGUGACUUGGAAAAUCCUUUCUAUCUACCUCCAUUUAUCGAUGAUUUGGAACGGGUUGGGAAAGAAUUUCCACUUUGGACCGGUGCAGCUAUACCAAAUGGUGAGAAACAUGCUUCAUCAGCAUAUCAGGAGGGCUACUUCAAUGCUGUCAGGAACGGAGUCUUCCAGAAUAUGACAUUGCCAUGUGUUUGUCAUGUAUUCUUGAAGAAGCUUUUGGACGAUAUCCUCAGUGGUAAUAUCUAUAUGUCUAAAGAAUUGAAGAAAUUCGUGCAUAACGCACCCGGACCUACUAAUCUCCCAGCUCAUCCAGACUCUUCAGAAGGUGAAAAAGGUGAACCAAAGGAAAGCCCUGGAAAGAGUCAGAAGAAAGAAAUGAGAGAGAUGGAUGCAUCAAGUGUCAGUGGCAAUCUAUCAGACGAUUUGUUGAACAAUAAUCAGGAGGUAAGUUGUAAAGACAAGAAUCUAGUGAAUAUUCAAAAAGAUGAAUUGCAGGAAAAUACUGACAAUAGAGUUGAGGACAAUAUAGCGAAAAUAAAUCAUAAUUGGGAUGACCCCCGUGAAAUGGAUUCUGACUUUCUCACUCAAAUGCAAUGGCGUGGCAUUGUUAAUGAUGAGGAGAAAUUUUUUUGCCAGGAUGUGUCCAUCGGUGCUCAAGGACUUCCAGAAGAAUCCCCUGACAAAUGUCCUAAUACUGCUGAAGUUAGUUCACACGUUCUUGAUUUGCAGAGGGAUAAUCUGAAGGAUUAUCUCCUCACUGAAGAAAUAUUGAAUAAUUUCGUUGAGAUCAACAACAAUGCUAGUUCAGUUCUAGAAGAAAAUCCUUCAUGGAUCCAUUCGAAAUGGGAUAAGAACUCUUGCUCUCAAAUAUUCUCAAGUACUCCUCUACUAGAUCAUUCAUAUGCCAACUCAUCGCAAAUAGAAAUCCCCGUUUCACCAAAGAGUCCUGAGGUAUCGAAACCACAAAUUCUAACAACAAAAUCGGAAGAACGUUGUACAGAUGUGCAAUCUGAAAAGAAGCUGGAUAAAAUAUCAAAAUCGAAAGAACGUCAAGGAUAUUUUGCACCAUACCCCGAAAUUAGGAUUUUGAAUGAAAGAGGUGGUUCUAAACAGAAAGAAUUUUUCCUCCCCAAUGGUCUGAUAUGCCCUUACGUGAAAUAUAAUGGUAUGAGAGUUCAUGUUGAGGAAUCGUGUGGCUUCGACUCCAUCGUACACAUUCUACAAUCUGCUGCUAUGGAUGAUACAGCUUAUAAGCUGAGAAUGAAGUCAUCAAAGAAUGAACUGUUACAGUUCAUCGUUGAAUUUAUGCAAUCUGGGCCAACCACUUUAAUUCUCCAUCGUCGGUGUGCCCUUCUAGCUCAAUUCUACCCCGUUAAAGUGCAGAAAAAUGCUACAAGCAUAACACCAGUGCGUCUAAAUGUUAAAGAUGCAAUAUGUAGCAUUUGGAGUAAGUUUGAUCUUGAACGAAAUGGAACUCGGACUAGUCAAUGCCUUAAUCAAAAUUGCUCGAUCCAAAAAUCUAGCACUGUUGAUUUUCUGCCAGUCGAUCCUAUAAUGAUAGCCGAACAAGGUUUCGAAGCUCUGGCUAGGGCUAUCAUUCUUCAACGCUCCCGGAAGUGUACGCAGUCUCAUUGUGGUGGUACAGUAGGUGAAAGUACUGUCUUGAACAACACUUUAUUGAUUGAAUUGGAUGUCAGGCUUGAUUACAAACAGAAACAUGGUUUGGAAUGCCACCUGAGCAAUAUUCCAGCGGAGUUGUACCUGGGCAAGAUAUAUCGACUGAUUGGUGUAAUCCACUAUCGAAAGACUGACGAUCACUUCAUAGCUUACUGUCGCAGGAUGACUGGUCACUGGAUGGAAUGUAAUGAUUUGAAUUUUGCUUCUACUCCACUCAAGAAUGACAACAUUACAAUACUUCCUAUUUGUGCAAUUUACGUAGCAUAAGUGGAAUGUUAGUCUUUUCUCAGCUGGAAAAACAUUACGAGAU
Messenger RNA from Fopius arisanus, 2125 nucleotides. RefSeq lists its product as uncharacterized. The record is from RefSeq and is a predicted model, not a curated record. NCBI's taxonomy places the organism in Eukaryota, Metazoa, Arthropoda, Insecta, Hymenoptera, Braconidae.